AUGAUCCCUUCUAAUUUCGCCCCGAGUCUCUCGCGGCGCGACACGGUCAAGUCCAAUGGAAAAUUCGAAGGAGCACAUGGCAUUCCACCUCCAGUCAUCACCGGCGCGGGCCUUCUCGGGCCGCAGAGUGCAGGCGCAAUCUAUCAACAUAUUCAUGAGAUGGCCGCGAAACGGAUAUCGACUCUCGACUAUUUGAGAAAGGCCCACGAAGGACGACUCUAUUGGUUCAAUACCGUGCAUUUCUCCCGGGCUGAUAUCACGCGCCUACCGUAUUUCGAAGCUCGGAAGCUCUCUCGCCGCGCAAUCAACUAUUUACUUCUAGGAUUAUCAUUGCCAACAAUACUCGAUGUCAAUUCCAGCCCAUACGAGUACCUACGCGCCCUCAAUGCAUUGCUACUCGAAUUCGAGGCUUACCAGGCCGUGCAUCCCCCGGAUGGAAGCUCCUCCUCGAGUCUCACCAGAGGCCGUAUACCCCAAAUGUUCAAGCGCGCCGCGCAUGCAGGUACCAAGACCCGACGCGCCAGCUCCGCAAACGAGAUCGGACUGCCAAUGCAGUCCAGCGACCCAUCAGACCUGAAAGGCGCCGCGGGCAAUCUUGGGUCGGCUUCUUCUGCGGCGGCCUCGGUCACUUCCUUCCCACUUACGGAGUCUGCGGAUUUGCUUCCUGGCGAGGAAUAUACCUAUCUUCUCACGCCGUCGUUGCCGUUCGAGCCGGACUUUUUUGAGACCUUUGCGACACUGUGCGAUGUCUUGAUUGACACUUAUAGCCGGCUCAUGACUCUCGUGGCAUCCCCAACUGUCUGCACGGUAGCUUUGGGCGAGAUUUUUUCCAAAGCGGAUGCCAAGUUGCGGAAGAUCAUGGUGGCCGGUGCAGUGCGUGAGCUUGAAGAUGCGAGCCGAAAUACGGUCAAGAGUGAGAUUGCUGGGGUCAGUCGGGUGGUACUCGGAGGUUUAGUAGGAUAG
Penicillium paradoxum is the source of this 963-nucleotide messenger RNA. RefSeq lists its product as uncharacterized. The coding region runs from base 1 to 963 and encodes 320 amino acids. The record is from RefSeq and is a predicted model, not a curated record. Lineage: Eukaryota; Fungi; Ascomycota; Eurotiomycetes; Eurotiales; Aspergillaceae. The transcript has 2 exons.